AGAGAGAAGCUGACACUGCUGCAACAGGAGUAUUUACAGUAUUUGUCUUCAGAGAGACAACAUAUUUGUACUUAUUGUAGUAGGUAUAGGUGGGAGAAUUGUAUUUGUUGUUAUUGCACUUUUAGUUACUCAUUGUUGUAAUAUUGCCUAUAUGUUGGUAGUUUUUACACCUAUUGUAAUACUAGUACUGUGGCAGAGUGACUAAAUGUAGUUCUAAAAGUAUUUGUAGUAUUAAAUGCUUUACAGUCAACCUAAUUGGCAUAUAGUUACGUUUAAGAACGUAAUAAAUUGUCUGUAAAGUAAAAAAACAGUUGAAUAGAGUAGAAUAUAAGUAGAGUCCAUAAAAAUGCAGAACUACGAGGAGUCAGUGUCGUUCCUGGGGACCUGGGGCCCGUUCCAGAAGAGAGUCUUCUUCCUGCUCUGUUUUACCAUCGUUCCAUGUGGAUACAACCUCCUGUCUGUCAUCUUCCUGCUGGCUAUCCCCCCACACUACUGCCACAUCCCUGCUUACAGCAACCUGAGCCAGGAGUGGAUUCAGGCCAGCAUCCCAGUACAGCAGGUGGCAGGUCAGACGGAGAGGAGCAGUUGCAGCCGGUACGAGCUGGACCUGGUGCGAAACCUGUCUGCACUAGGAACCAGACCCACCCUGGACCUGGUCCACAACCUGUCGGCGCAGGGAUCAAGUCCAGAGGUCCUUGUCUCCAGCCUGAAGCAGGAGGGCUGUAAAGACGGAUGGAUCUACAGUACUGAGUACUACCAGUCCACUGUAGUCAGCGAGUUUAACCUGGUGUGCAGUGACCAGUGGAAACAACCUCUGACCUCUCUUGUCUACUUCCUGGGAGGACUGUUUGGAUGCUUUGUCUCUGGACAGAUCUCUGAUCGGAUUGGCAGGAAGCCUGUACUGUUCGGUGCCAUUACCAUUAUUAGUGUCUUCAGCAGUGCCGUGGCCUUUGCCCCGUCCUGGCCCGUCUUCAUCAUGCUCUUCUUCGUGCUGGGCAUGGGUCAGAUCACCAGCUUCAUAGUUGCGUUUGUACUGGGUUCGGAGAUCCUGAUUGGUUCAACGAGAGUUCUCUUCUCUAGCCUGUGCUUACCUUGCACUUAUGUGUUUAGUAUGAUGCUGCUGCCUGGCACUGCCCACCUGGUUAGGAGCUGGAGAUACCUGUCACUUAUCAUGGCCGUGCCAGGCCUGGCCUGUAUUCCCCUCUGGUGGUUGGUUCCAGAGUCUCCUCGUUGGUUGGUGUCUCGCGACCGUUUGCAGGAAGCAGAACUCCUGCUGAGGUCAGCAGCUCUGGAAAACAGAGUCGAAGCUCCUCAUGUCAUCUUCUUCAAUGUUACAAAAGCAACAAACCAGAAAGGACAGUCCGUCAGCUUCCUGGACCUGCUGAGGACCCCAAACAUUCGACAUAUCACACUUAUGCUGUGGCUCAUGUGGUUUUCUUUGAGCGUAAGCUACUUUGGGCUGUCAUUCAACAUGUCUGGUCUUUAUGGCAACCCCUUCCUGAACUACUUCCUGGUUACUGCUGUUGAGCUCCCAGCGUAUGCUACCAGCUGGCUGACAGUACGCAGUCUGCCUCGCCGGCGGUCAUAUAUCAGCCUUAUUCUGCUGGGAGCACUGGCUGUGCUUCUCAUCCAGAUCCCUCUGCACAGUCAUCCAACACUCACCUUGUGCCUGGUGCUGCUCGGUAAAUUUGGCAUUCUGGCCGGCUUCGGGGUGUUGUACACACUCACUGGUGAGCUGUCUCCCACAGUGAUCAGGAACACAGCAAUGUCGUCCUGUGCCAUGUCCUCCAGAGUUGGGUCCUCUGUUUCCCCAUAUCUGAUGCAGCUGGCUGUAUUUUGUCAGUUCCUGCCGUGGAUCAUUGUGGGUUCUCUGUCACUGCUCAGUGUUCUGCUCUGCGUCUUCCUGCCCGAGACCUUCAAAAAGCCGCUGCCUGACACCAUGCAGCAGAUGGCGCUCACACAACGGUUCAGGUGGCCAUGGGCCUCCACGCCUGCUCCAAAGGAUAGUGAGAAAUCAGCUAAAGACCAGACUAUGGCAUCUGAGAUCAUCUGCGCAACUCACCUAUAAUAUAAUAUCCUGACACUCAAACAAAUGUGGCGACUUGGACAGGACUUGCAGAGGCUCCAGUGAUGCAUUCACUGACAUUUCAUCAAAAGUAACAACAGUUGAUAUUGUCUGUUUAAAUUCUCAGUCAUCCAAGUCAUACUUAUCCAAGGUGGGUUCAAGUCAAGGGCAACUGGACUUGGUUGUACUCAGAACUCUUGAAUGAGAAACAAAACGUCUUCAACCAACCUCAACCAGGUCCAGGCGCCCUUGAUUUUAGGCCACUCGCUAUACAGCAACGACUGUAACAGCGAGACAACUAAUGCAACCAUUGCAAAGCUUCAGUGAAAAUAAGGAGUCAAAGAAUAACUGAUUUGUUUUCAUUAACCAAUGUAAUGGUAGCAAUGCUAGCUGUGGUUGUUCACCUGGUUGAGUGCUCACUACGGCCUAGCUUCGAGUCCGGCCCGAGCCUUUUGCUGUAUGUCAUCCCCUCUCUAUCUCCUGCUCUUUUCUCGUUUCUCUCUAUUGUCACACCAAAAAUAAAAGCAAAAAGUGAAGUCUUUAAACUUUAAAAGGGACAUUUAAAAACCCAGCAGUUAAAUUCACUGUAGGUCUAAUUUACUGUGUUCCCUCUCGUGGAUUGAAACUUGUGUUUAUAAACAUAGCACAAAUGUGACUAACGUUGAAAGCAUACAUAUGAAAGUGCAAAGAAAAAUAAACCAAUAAGGUGAAUGUGAAA
Molecule: messenger RNA, 2783 nt
Organism: Micropterus dolomieu (smallmouth bass)
Lineage: Eukaryota; Metazoa; Chordata; Actinopteri; Centrarchiformes; Centrarchidae
Product: solute carrier family 22 member 4-like
Exons: 12
Coding region: 347-2068 (573 amino acids)
Biological process (GO): transmembrane transport
Cellular component (GO): membrane
Molecular function (GO): transmembrane transporter activity
Source: RefSeq, a predicted model, not a curated record